AUGGACGCGGCCCUCGUGGAUUUUGUGAAUGGCCUACCAUCAUUAAGCUGCGCCCUCGUCUCGACCUACGAGGACCUGGAGGAUGGUAAAGCUGUAAUAGAGGCGGCGCAGCACGUCCUCGGGUGCGCCGAGGCGGACGCGCACGCGUCGCUGGAAGCGCUGAGUGGGGUCGACGCCGGACGUUUGGAGAGAUGCGAGGUCCGGGCGCAGCUCGACGCGCUGGACGCGCUCCGGAGGAAACGGCAGACGCCCUCGGGACCCGUGCCCCGUCCAGUCACGACCGCGCCGCAUGCGCGCGACAAGGCGUUGUGCGACGCGUGCCGCGACCUUUGUGGGAAUGAUGUGGCGGCCGACGUCGCCGAGGCGCUGCGGCCGCCCGACCCGCGAGCUCUAUGCGACGCGGCCGCGCGGCGCCACCGCAGCCUGGUCGUCGUGGAGCUCGCCGCUCGCGUGCUGCGCAAGGGCGGCGCCGCGAAAGCCGAGGUGAAACUCGUCUCGAAAGACCGCUGGGAGCUGGCGGGCACGGACCGCCAGCGCUUCUCGUCGGGCGCCGCCGUCUCGAAUGUUAGAAGAGCGCUCGCCGCUUUACGGUCGUCGCGCGUCUUAGAUCAGAAGAUGCGGCUGCGCUGCGCCGUGCCGGCGUCGGCCGUGGCCGCCGGCGACGCCGAGGCGCUGCGGAGGGUCGUCCGCGUCGCGCUCGACGCGCUCUCCACAAAGAGCGUACCGGACGACUCCUCGGAUUCCGAUGUCGAGGCGCCGCGCGCCUCGCCGCCGCCGUCCUCGCCUCCACCAAAACGGCCGUCGCCGGCCCGGGACGAGCCGCCGCCGCCGCCGCGGCCGCGCCCGCCCCGCGCCACACCACCAUCAGUGCCUCCGCCCCCGCGCCCGCGGCCUCCAUUAUCUCGCAGUCGCACGCCUCAGCGCGGCGAGCUGCGCUCGACCUCCCGGUUCGUGCCCGUCCGCGCGGCCGCGACGCGCGAGCGCCCCCGUCCGAGGUCGGCGGCGAGCUCGACGUCCGAGCGGCGCCGCGCCGCGACGCCGCCCCCGGCGGCACCACCGCGCGACGAGAAAGCGCUGGCAAUGACGGGGAACGUCGCCGAGCUCAAGGCCUUCCUGCGGCGGCGCGACCUCGAGAAGCGGCGCGCGCGGUCCCAACCGGCGCCCGCGACCCAGCGCCGCCCGGUCCCGCAGCGGCCCACGCCUCCCAAAGCGUCGCCGCUCCUCCGACGAGCGGGAGAAGCGCCGCUCCCGGCGCCGCCCGACGACGUCCUGGCGAAGGCGCGGCACGAGAAAGCGCGCCAGGAGGCUGCGCGGCGCGUGAGACGGUGGGUCGACCCCGCCUCCAAACGGAAAAGGCCGCAGACCGCACCGACGCGGUCUCGAGUCAAACGGCCCCCUCCCAAAAUGCCGCCUCCCGUGUCCGACUGCGAAUCUGUAUCAGACGACGACGGCGCCUACUACCUGCCCCCGCCGUCUCGAAAAGACGAGCUCGCUUCAAGAGCAUGGCUCGCGUCCCUCGGCUUCCGGUGCGCCGUACAGAGUCCGUCGCUGGCAAACCCGCUGACGAACGGCGCGCUCUUCGCCGACGUCGUGCUGAAGCUCGUUGACGUAUCGAUGAUUCCACCGCGCGACCGCGCCAUCCUAGAUCGCGCCGUUUCAGGAAGGAGGCCGGCGUCGCGAAAAAGUGCGCGCGCGCGAGUGCGGUGCGCCCUGCGCUGCUUGAGGCAUCUUCCCGUGCCGCGGAGUUAUCUGGGCCGCGCGGCGCCCUUCGUCGGGUCCUCAGACUGCGCGUGGCCUUUAUUAGCGGCGCUUUCGAAACUCGAGGCGCCGGGGCCUCGUGGUGUGGACGCGGAGGUCGACCGCCUUCCCGAUGUAGCGGAGAAGACGCGGCUCAGCCUCGCCAUCUACCGCAUGACGCCGGAAGAGAUAGGGGUGCUCAUCGAGAAGCUCCAGCGCUUGUGCCCGGCCGCCAUCGAGGAGGAAAGCAAGGACGAGAUCUCUAUCAGCGUCGACAAGAUCGACGCGCGCACGUUCCGCGAGCUCGACCGGGACUCAUCCAAUGAGGACGCGGAGCCCCUCGCGCACGACCUGCUGCAGGCCUCGCGGGCCGCCGACGUUCGGUCCUCAAAGGAGCUGACGGCGACGGGCGCCCGGGUGCGGACCGUCGCGGCGGGGCUCCACGAGACGGUGCCGGCGCCGGCGGAGCCCGACGAGCCCGCGCCGCCGCGCGACGCCGCCGACGCGGCGCCGCCGCCGUUUCCUGCCGCCGACGAUCUCGACGCCGCCGACGCGACUCCAUCUAAAUUCCCGCGGCCGUGGCGCCUCGCCUACGCGGCCGAGGACCGAUCGCAGUUAAGGCGGGCGCUCGACCGCUGGCUCGCGGAGCUCGGGGUCUGCGAGCGCGCGCCCGCUCUCCAGGUCGACGUGCUGAAGCGGGACCUCUCCGACGGUAUGGUCCUUUGUGCAUUGGCGGAGCGCCUCACGGGCGUCAAGCUCGCGCCGCUGCCCCCGAAGACGCCUUCACUAAGGCGGGCGAACCUGCGGAAGGCCCUCGACGUGCUGCGCGACUGGGACGUGCCCCUGGGCUGGCGCCACCCGGCGCCGGCCACGGAAGCGGGAUGUGAACGCGGGGACUGGGGUUGUUUGUUGCCGCUGCUCGAGGACUGCUACCGGUGUUCCCUCAAGUGGGCGCCGCGGGCGGCCUUCACGGAAGGUGUCUCGGCGGACGUCGCGGCCGACGGCGAGGCCGUAGAUUGUUCGGGAAAUGCCGUGCGGCCCUGCGUCGGCGCCGUGCGCGCCCGCCCGCCGCCGCGGCGGUUAGGUGAAGAGGAGGACGCGCCGCCCGUGGCGCGGCGCUGGUCCGAGCAGUCGUUCGUGCGCCGGGCGCCGCGGCCGAUGCCUCGUGAUUAA
Pelagomonas calceolata is the source of this 2910-nucleotide messenger RNA. Lineage: Eukaryota; Pelagophyceae; Pelagomonadales; Pelagomonadaceae. The record is from the annotation of a GenBank genome assembly.